Molecule: messenger RNA, 1832 nt
Organism: Triticum dicoccoides
Lineage: Eukaryota; Viridiplantae; Streptophyta; Magnoliopsida; Poales; Poaceae
Product: double-stranded RNA-binding protein 8-like
Exons: 5
Coding region: 1-1413 (470 amino acids)
Biological process (GO): RNA processing; regulation of gene expression
Cellular component (GO): nucleus
Molecular function (GO): ribonuclease III activity; double-stranded RNA binding
Source: RefSeq, a predicted model, not a curated record
AUGGGGGACAAGGAAAUCGAGAUCAAGGCUAUGGAGCAGAUGAAGAUCAUCACGAAGCAAUUGGAGGCCUUCACAUGCCAACGAGAGGAGGACCAGACGCUCCUCGCCAGGCUGGUGCAACGCUUGAUGGCGCUCGAGCAGCGGCUGCCCGCACUGCCCCCGCCUUCAAAUUCCAAGGCUGCAGCAGCCGCCCAUGACGCCACACGUCUUGGUGCUAGAAGAAACGCCACACAAAACCCCCAUUACCCAGGGCGGCGGCCCGGUCGGUACGAACGCGGAACGCCGGCGGCGCUGGCGGCGCCUGCGCCCAACGCCAGCGGAAUCAGGCCUGUAAAAUGCGACGCCUUCAAGAGCUGGCUGCAGGAGUACGCGCAGAAACUCGGCGUCGCGGCUCCGGAGUAUCACACCCUCAAGGAGGGGCCCUUCCAUGAGCCCAUCUUCAAGUCCGCGGUCGUGAUCGAUGGCGCCAAGUUCGACUCGCUGCCCGGAUUUUUCACCCGGAAGGCCGCAGAGCAGUCGGCUGCUGAAAUCGCCCUCAUGGAAAUUGUCGAGUCCAUCCCAACCAUUGGGAGAAUCCCAGCAGCUCUAGAAACUGGCCUCUGCAAGAAUCUUCUUCAGGAGUAUGCUCAGAAGAUGAAUUACACUCCAUCUUAUAGCUUGACCAGACAAGCUUCAGGGGUGGCUCCUUUUACAUGCACCGUAGAGAUUGGUGGUAUACAAUACAUUGGUCCUGCAGCCAGGUCAAAGAAAGUGGCAGAGAUAAAAGGAGCCCGAACUGCUCUUCUUGCAAUACAAGGUCAACUAGAGGGUCGCGGAAGUGGUGCCACAAAGCAUAUUGUAGUUCCUAGCAAAAGGCAAGUUAAGGAGACAGCAAAAAAGCCAAUUGAAAUCCCAAAACCACUUGAGGUGAAGAAUGGUGGUUUCAAGAAGAAAUGGAACAAGAGGAAGUUCAUGAAAAGGAAUCGCCAAGCAGUUGAUGUGGAAAAGAAUGAAGGAAAAAUGGCUGGAGAUGUCAUUAACCCAGUGUCCCGAUGCAUCCAACAAUCAACACAGGAGCCACCCAGCGACACUGUCAUGCUGAAAGAUGAUGAGGAAGCUAAAAGAGUAGUACAGGAGCCAGGCUACGACGCUGUAAUGCUGCAACCUAGUAAGGAAGCUAGAAGAGCAGAACAGGAGUCCGGCAUUGCAGUGCUGAAACCUGAUGAGUUAGAUAGAAGAGUAGAACAUGUGCAAGGCAGUGACAUUGUGAUGCUGCCACCUGAUCACGAAACUAGAAGAGUAAAACAUGUGCCAGGCAGUGACACUGCAAUGCUUCAACGUAAUAACGAAGCUAGAAGCGUAGAACAGGAGCCGCCAAGAGAUUCUGGAAUGGCGCGAUCUAAUAAGGAAGCUGGAUGCAUAAACCAGGAGUGAGACUGCAAUGCCUCACAAUGUCAGGAAAGCUAGAACCAUGAAGCAUGAUUCACAGCACCGGUGCAGCCUAAUGUAGAUGCUGCAGACCUGAAGGUGGACCCACCGAGCAACGGUGCAAACAAACCAGGACCUUGCGACGUAAUCAUUUUGUGGAUAUGGCAGGAAUGGGUUGAGAUCAUAUUUAUCCAACUCUUCGACCACAGAACGAAUCGGUAGCCUUGGAAUGUUUAAUGUGUUGAUCUUGAAAGAAGUGGAACCUGAAUAUGUAUAGGUGGCUGUGCAGCUAGUGUGGAGCGAUGCAAUUUGCAAAUAUGUGUAGUGAGGAUUGUUAGUCCUGCCAGCUAGUUUUUUCUUUUUCUUUUUGCCUAGGAUUUUUAAGAGAUUACUAAGAAAAGAAACUGAGGUUUGUGAUGCAUGCA